This is a messenger RNA of Galeopterus variegatus (Sunda flying lemur), 1514 nucleotides long. RefSeq names its product transmembrane protease, serine 4 (gene TMPRSS4). The coding region runs from base 221 to 1417 and encodes 398 amino acids. The transcript is spliced from 12 exons. NCBI's taxonomy places the organism in Eukaryota, Metazoa, Chordata, Mammalia, Dermoptera, Cynocephalidae. The record is from RefSeq and is a predicted model, not a curated record. Gene Ontology annotation, cellular component: membrane. Gene Ontology annotation, biological process: proteolysis. Gene Ontology annotation, molecular function: serine-type endopeptidase activity; protein binding.
CACUCCUGGAAUACAGCGGUGGAAGGCAGCCGGCUCGCUAAGAGGACAGGGAUGCUGGGUGUGAGGAACCCAGGCCUGCCCUGCACCUAGACCUCCUCUGGCCAGUGUUCACCAGGGAGUUCUGAACCUCUGGCCAGUCAGGGCCCAUUCCAGGAGGCCUUCCUCCUGACUUGGGCUGCCGAUCUCAGCUCCAGGCAGCAGGGAAGAUUGCAGAGCCAGCAUGGAUCCUGACAGUGAUCAACCCCUGAACAGCUUCGUCAAGGUGAUUCUGGAUAAAUACUACUUCCUCUGCGGGAAGCCCCUCCACUUCAUCCCAAAAAUGCAGGUGUGUGACGGCGAGCUGAACUGUGCCUUGGGGGAGGACGAGGAGCACUGUGUCAAGAACUUCCCCACUGGGUCUGCAGUGGCAGUCCGCCUCUCCAAGGACCGAUCCACCCUGCAGGUGCUGGACUCGGCCACCGGAAAAUGGGCCUCUGCCUGUUUCGACGGCUUCACGGACGCUCUGGCCAAGACAGCCUGUGGGCAAAUGGGCUAUGGCAGCAGCAGACCCACUUUCAGAGCUGUGGCAAUUGGCCCAGACCAGGAACUGGAUGUUGUUGAAAUCACAGAAGACGGCCAGGAGCUUCGGGUGCGAAACUCAAGUGGACCCUGUCUCUCAGGCUCCCUGGUUUCCCUGCAGUGCAUUGCCUGUGGGGACAGCCUGAAGACUACUCGGGUGGUGGGCGGGGAGGAGGCCCCUGUGGAUGCCUGGCCUUGGCAGGUCAGCCUCCAGUACAAUAAACAGCACAUCUGUGGAGGGAGCAUUCUAGACCACCGCUGGAUCCUCACGGCAGCUCACUGCUUCAGGAAGCAUCCUGAUGUGUCCAACUGGAAGGUGAGGGUCGGCUCAAACAAAUUGGACAACACUCUGUCCCGGCCUGUGGCCAAGAUCUUCAUCAUUGAGUUCAACGUCAUGUACCCCAAAGAGAAGGAUAUUGCCCUGGUGAAGCUGAAGUUCCCACUCACAUUCUCAGACACAGUCAGGCCCAUCUGCCUGCCCUUCUUUGAUGAGGAGCUUGCUCCAGCCACCUCACUCUGGGUCGUCGGAUGGGGCUUUACAAAGCAGAAUGGAGGGAAGAUGUCUGACACACUGCUGCAGGCGACAGUCCAGGUCAUUGACAGCACACGAUGCAAUGCAGGCGAUGCAUACCAGGGGGAAGUCACCAAGGAGAUGAUCUGUGCAGGCCACCCGCAUGGUGGCGUGGACACCUGCCAGGGUGACAGUGGUGGGCCCCUGAUGUACCAAUCUGACCAGUGGCAGGUGGUGGGCAUCGUGAGCUGGGGCUAUGGCUGCGGGGGGCCGAGUACCCCAGGAGUGUACACCAAGGUCACAGCCUAUCUCAACUGGAUCUACACUCUCCGCAAGUCUGAGCUGUAAUGCUGCUGCCCUUCUGCAGUGCUGGGAGCUGCGUCCCCCUGCCCUGUCCACCAGGGGAUCUCCCAGAAGUCAGACACAGAGCAAGAGCCUCCGUGGG